AUGGUGGAAGACUUCCCUAACCUGAACUCGUCGCCAGGUAGUCUGCAAGCGAAGGGAAUGGAACCCCCUCCCUCAGCCUGGUCAGGACGACGACUCUUUAGUGAUUCGAUCGCGGAUAAUGCUUGGUAUGUGGCUGAAUCGGAUUCGGAGGAUGUAGCUGAAGCUAUGAAGGAUGACGAACUCAAUGACGUGGUCCCUGAUGAUGAUGAUCCUGUGUGUCCCACAAUCCCAUUCAAAGCAAUGGAAAAGAUCCGAUACCGUUGGAAGUGA
Linum trigynum is the source of this 270-nucleotide messenger RNA. Lineage: Eukaryota; Viridiplantae; Streptophyta; Magnoliopsida; Malpighiales; Linaceae. The record is from the annotation of a GenBank genome assembly.